This is a messenger RNA of Ctenopharyngodon idella (grass carp), 5173 nucleotides long. RefSeq names its product mucin-like protein. Gene Ontology annotation, biological process: cell-matrix adhesion. Lineage: Eukaryota; Metazoa; Chordata; Actinopteri; Cypriniformes; Xenocyprididae. The record is from RefSeq and is a predicted model, not a curated record. The coding region runs from base 11 to 4381 and encodes 1456 amino acids. Gene Ontology annotation, molecular function: calcium ion binding. The transcript is spliced from 22 exons.
UCCCUUGGGCAUGACCGGGUCUGGGUUUGAUUGCCAAGAUGUGGACGAGUGUAAUGAAAAUUCAACUUUACCUCAUAACUGCAGCCUUCUCGCCAUGUGCAACAACACAGAGGGCUCCUACAUUUGCAAGUGCAUGGAGGGAUAUCUGGGAGAUGGGUUUACUUGUGAGGAUGUGGAUGAGUGCUUGUCACCUUCAAUCUGCAGGAACAACAUGACCUGCCAAAACUUUCCUGGAACAUAUACCUGCACAUGCACCGUUGGUCUGGUUUAUGAUCUGGGUACCUGCGUGAAUGAGAAAGACUGGAAAGCACAGUGCCCAAAUGCCUCCAACUGCCAAAACACAGUGGGAUGGUAUUUUUGUGAAUGCUGGGAUGGGUAUACAGGUAAUCAGACAGUCUGUGAGGAUGUUGAUGAAUGCCUGAACAAUUCUGCAUGUUCAGACCACAGUAUCUGCGUCAAUACUGAAGAGUGUCAAGACAUUGAUGAAUGUCUGGCAGAUGAAAGUCCCUGCACUGCCAACGCUGUAUGUGUAAACUCAGCAGGGUCUUUCCAGUGUCCAUGCGCAUCUGGUUUUGAGGCUCAGGGCCCAAAGUGUAUAGAUAUCAAUGAAUGCCUUUCGAACAGAACUUGUCGUCUCGAUCAGGUGUGCAUCAAUAAACUUGGAUCAUACCGGUGCUCCUGUCCACUGGGACAUCAUGAGGAAAAUGGUACCUGCAUAGACAACAAUGAAUGUGCAAAUAACACAACCUGCCACCCCUUGGCAAGAUGCUGGAACACAGUGGGGUCUUUCACAUGCCAGUGUCGCUUAGGUUACGCUGGGAAUGGGACGUUUUGUAAAGACAUUGAUGAGUGUUCCACAUCGUCCUUACGUUGCCACAAGUCAAGCCAAUGCAUCAAUACCCCUGGGUCAUAUAUAUGUGUAUGUGCACCAGGUCUUAUUGCAUUAGGGUCUCUUUGUGUGGAUCUAGAUGAAUGUCAGUCCAAUAACGGCUUGGUGCAGUUCCAGUCGGUCAGUGAGAAUGAGAAACUGUUGCUCCCUGCUCCAAUCCCAGGGGGAUUCCAUGGUAAUGAGGGUCUUCCCAUGUUGGCAGUGUUUUGGGAUGAUGCUGACCUUACCCUCGGGGAUGGAAAACUGCUAUACCAGGAAUACAGUCUGCUCAAUAUAUCUGACAUCUACGCUGAUACAGUAUUUAACCGAACAGCACAAGAUGUUAGCAGAUUUGAGACUCAAAGGGGCAACCCCCCCUUUACUCCAUUCUGGAUAGUGAAAAUCACAUGGGAUCACGUUUUGCCUGUGUCCUAUCAAAAGAUCAACUUGUCUGAGACCAACACCUUCCAGUGCAUUCUGACCACAGAUGGACUACGUUCAUUUGCUCUGCUCCGCUACAGUGACAUGAACUGGGGUCCAGGACAGAGGACCGAUCAUAAUGCUCUUAUAGGCUACACUGAUGGCAAGAAUAACUUCCAUAAUGAGAUUCCAAAGCCACCGAACAACCUGUUUGGCCCAGGAGGGCGCUAUCGUCCCCAGACUGUCACUGGUAACACAGGCAAACUGGGGCAGCUGGUGUAUGACCUGACAGGAUCUAAUGAAAUCAGCUCGGAUCCUCAGAGGCAAUGCCAGAUAUGGGCCUCCAAUGAGCCGGAUCCUAAAGAAUGGGCAUUAGGAGUGGCAUCAUGUCCAUGUACCCGUGUUCAGGCACAGGAGGACUUGGCCUUUGGCCCUGAGACUCUACCAUCAGAACAGAUGGCACAUGUGAGGGAUCUGAGAGCUCUUAGAUGGGGUGGUAGCAGGGGCCGUGUCUUUCAGUCCAUCCUCUUUAACAAACAAAAGGCAGGAAAGAGAUGUGUGUAUGAUCCAGAGGGCCCCCUGCUGGCUGGAUACAGCGAACGGUUCUUUACUGAGGACAAGACACAACAACAUAUAGACAAGGAUUUAUUACCCUUCCAGUGGUGCUGUGUUCAAUCCCCUCUUUGUAAUGUCUACUUGGCAAAGAGACCACUAGAUCGGUGCCAAGGGUAUAGCUGGGACAGCUUUGACAGCAGUAUACCUGGGAACAGGGGAGCGCCAGGCAUUGGCAUGGUAUACGGUAGUCUUCAUUUUAUCACUUUUGACGGAAGUGAGUAUACCUUCAAAGCCUUGGGGGAGUAUGUUAUAGUUCGUCUUUCCACCAGCACGGGAUCAAACAUCUUCACCCUCCAGGGACAAACAGCUGCUCUAGUGGUCAACGGGCAGCCCAAACUUGUGCCUGCUCUGGUACGAGUAGCUGCCUUCUAUCAGGGUGCUGGAAAGGUGGAGUGGCGAUGUGCUGAAUCUGGAGAUGGUCUUAAGGUCUUGGUUAAUGAUGUGGUCAUUCCUGUGUCUGUUGGAGUGGUGCAUGUAGAGGAGAAAGGCUUUGCAGUGCGCUGUACCUCUAUGAGUCGCUGUGCGGUGGUGUAUGGCGAGGGCCUGUACGUGGUCGUGUGGAGAGGCGAUGCUGGAAGGCUGACCGCUCUGGUGGAGGUUCCUCAGAGGUUCUACAACCGUACACUGGGUUUGCUAGGCCACUGGAACUCCAACAGGACAGAUGACUUCCUGCUUUCCAAUGGCCGUCUGGUGCCUCUUCUAAAUAACAACAUCCCCUCUGAACAGAGUCUGCUUCCCUUUGGACAGUCAUGGGCUGUUCCUGUUCCAGAAAGUCUUCUGUUCUCAGAGCCUCCUAGUGCUCCAUUCAGUCCUGUCACGACAGAGCAACUGAUGUCCUCAGUGAGCCCAGACAUGCUGGCCAAACACAGUCAGACCUGCCAGAACAGCAUGCAGUGUGUACAUGACAUCCUAGCCACGGGAAACACAAACCUCGGCCAGGAUGUUCUGAAAGACCAGCAGCAACUUCAGAACCGAAUUCAAAUUUACGGUAACAUGCCACCCAUUGUGACAGAGCCCACUGUUAUCAUGUGUAAGGUCAAUAGUACAGUUAGAGUUCAGUUCAAAGCCCAGGAUCCAAACAAAGACCAAAUCACCUUCUCCCUGGCCUCUACACGCUCCCCACGGGUCACCAUCGGCAGCAGUGAUGGUAUCCUAGUGUGGUCUCCUUCCAGUAUUCAGCCAGUGAAUCUGACCAUUCAAGUGAGUGAUCAAACAUCCAGCUCCUUGAUCACCCCUGUUCUGCAGCUCUGUAACUGUGUGAAUGGAGGAAGCUGCCAAUACAACAGCGUGGCUGAGAACCUUCUGCUGGGAAAGUUUCAGGUUGUGGGAUGUCUUUGUCCACCGGGUUUCAGUGGCAAGUACUGUGAUAACAGAACAGAUGUGUGUAAAGGCAAACCCUGCUUUCCCGGUGUGGAAUGCAUCAGACAAAAAGAAGCAGACCUCUUCACAUGUGGACAGUGCCCUCCUCCGACUGUUUACAAGGACAAACAAGGAUACAAGUGCUUUGAAAAUGAUUUCUGCCUCCCUCCGUUCCCCUUCCCCUGCCAUGAGAUGGCAGACUGCACCAGCACUGGCUACAACUACACCUGUAAAUGUAAGCGUGGCUACGCUGGCAAUGGAAAAGAGUGCACAGAUAUUAAUGAGUGUCUGGACCCCUCAGCCUGUCCCAAUGCUAAGUUUGAAUGCAUGAACUUACCAGGAUCAGUGCGGUGCUCAUGCCGUUAUCAGAACACCAGAGACACUGACGGCUGUGGUGAAUCUGCCAAUCCUACAGGGUGGAAUGUUUUUAAUGUGUCCAUGGGCUGGGGAAAUCAGGAGUCUGGACAGGGACUGAGUCAGCUGGAGAAGAUCCUGUCAAUGGGUUUCCAGAACAAGUUCUACAACGCCAGUGCUAUAGCUCCUGAUUCAGCAUCAGCAGACGGGAUGAAUGAGUACAGGAUCAAUGUGUCCAGCGACACGCCGCACUGGUAUGUCAUGGACUACCUUACCAGAGUCAGUCAGUACUACGGCAUCCGUUCAGCCUAUGUGGAGGACCUUGAUGAAUGCAAGACAAAUGAGGCUCCAUGUUCAAAAACAGCCCAGUGUGUAAACACCUACGGUGGCUACAGGUGUGUGUGCAAUGGCACUGAUCUAAAGAAGGAAUCACAGUCAUGCACUAAAGACUGGAACAGUGUUAACAGCACAGACCAGUCCGGUGCUAAGACUAUGGAGGAUAAGAAGUCAUUAAUUUUGGGGCUAGUCCUGGGCAUCGGUAUCCCCCUCCUGCUGCUGCUGUUGUUGGCAGCUCUUGCCUGCUUCUGCUGCUGCUCCCGAAAGAAAACCAUCACUGGGGAUAUUCCUCACCUGCUGCCCGAGUACAUUCAGGAGCAGUUCAACCCUCCGUUCAACUUUGACGACCCCUCCCUGCAAUAUAUCACCCAUUGCAGCCCACGUAUUCUUGAUAACCUCACACCACAUCAGAAGCGCCGGUAUCGAUAACACGGGCCCAGUACACUUGUAUUGUCUGGUUCAUCCAGCAUCAAUGCAGAUGCAGUACAUUUGUGUUUAAAGGAAAUCCCAAUAUGAUAUUAUUUAUAUUGAAAAAAGAGACUGCUGACUUUUAAAGUCCUCUGUGAGAGUGAAAGAGUGCCAACCACAUGCAGAAGAAACAUGAAGUGAUCUGUGAGCAACAAGCUCUGCUGAAUUAUUACCUCAGUUGAAGAUAAUAAUUCAAAAAAUAAUAUAUCCAAAGUUCUUACCAAAAUUAUCAACUGACACAUAAGUUGCACUUAUGUAGAAGCUACAGUUUUUACGGAUAUUCAAAUAAGAGGAGAAACAUCUGAACACCAGUGGCAGGUAUUGCUAGAAGUACGGAUACAUUUAGAGAAAAAUAAGCCUGUUUUUGGACCAUUCCGAUUUUUAAAACGUCUGGAUGCAUUAUAGUAAUAAGAAGUGCGGUAAAAUGUGUUUUAAUCCCAUUAAAUGUCAAAUGGCUAAUAAUUAAUUUGUUCCCUUUAUUUUGGGGAUUAAAUAUGAUAUUUUUAUGUGAUUCUGUUACAGAAUGUGAAAUAAUGUUCAGUAAUAUCUUGCACAUAAGUGAAAGAUCUUAUAUGUAUUUCUGGUCAAAAUUUGCCUGUUGAAAGCAAAGCAACUUAAUGUAUGCAUGUUAUGUAUAAGCAAACAUAUGGCAUCAUCAAACCCACUUAAAUAUUGUAAAAAUACUUUGUAUUGGUUAUAUUUGUAUGCCCACUAGUACUUUUACUUAAAUAAAAUAAAAAAAUAAAAAAUUAA